Messenger RNA from Sclerotinia trifoliorum, 1460 nucleotides. The record is from the annotation of a GenBank genome assembly. NCBI's taxonomy places the organism in Eukaryota, Fungi, Ascomycota, Leotiomycetes, Helotiales, Sclerotiniaceae.
UUAAACAUGCACAACACCACUUUCUUAACAUUUUGAGACUUAAUAAAUAUAAUUGAAGGAAUUGGAUCUUUUUCCGACUUGAAUUCACCGCCAUUUGUGAACGAUAAUUGCAAAGCUUUAAUAUUGACGAAUCACACGAUUAAGCAGGCAAGGAGGCAGGCCACCGGUUGUGCAUUGCGUCUGGGCAUGCAUAGAUAGGUAUACUGCACAUACUGCACAUACCUACCUACUGCAUAACCUUUUAAGACCCAUCUGAUUCAAUUUCAACGUCUUGUACCCCUCAUUCCAAGUUUCUUCAGACUUUUUCGCCGUUUUUCAUCUUCAUUCCCUUUCUCUAUAAAACCAGGCGAUAUUCCAAAUACCGGAAGACGAGAUUGGAGGUGGAAUUCAGGAAGGUUACGAAAGUAAUCUUGGUUACAUUCAUAGCACAAUGACGAGAGUUUUUGUUUAUAGCAUCGGUCUCGCAGCUUUUGUCGCUGGUACGUCAUUUUCUAUAUCAACUAUCUCUUUUGGAGUCUUGUUCUUGAGCUUCACCCAUAUUCAUAACGAGAAUAGUCUGGGAUAAAAGCUGAUCACUUCAUAUAUAUAGCGACGACAUUGACCUUCGUAUCAAUCUUCAUACCCGAUUGGAUUACGUGGGACAUGACGACGCCGAACGGAAAUCAUAUAACGAAAACCAUAGGACUCCAUCGCAGCUAUAGUUCGCUGACAGGCCACUCUUCUCAUUUCCCUACAUCCGAAGAUUGUGCGGGGCCAGAUCGGAGAUUCUGUUCCAUGUGGCGAUCGGUGGGAUUUCUCAUGUCUUUGGCAGCCGUGGUAGAAUUGGUUACGUUGGUUGCAUAUGUGGUUGUGCUACUUGGUGGCAAACAGAAGAGAGAAACGGGUUGGAAGAUACUAGUUUUCAUGCUGGUGCUAGUCGGUGUAGUUCAGGCGGCUAGCAUGAGUAUUGUGGUAUGUUGUGAUUACUCUGGGAUGAAUGAGUCGAGGAGCGAGAGGCGACAUGAUACUGACAAUUGAUAGGCAUAUCUUUAUGACCAUGAUGAGCAAUUCUUUCCGGGCUGGAGACUGGAUAAGGGAUGGAUCUUCUGCACUGUUAGUUGGUGUAUCUCGAUUGUGUCGGCUGGAUGUAUUGCGAUCUCUGCAUUUGCGUUCUCUCCUGAAUAUGGCUACGAACUUAUACCAAGUGAGCGUUACGGAAGAAUUCCCGGCUGAUUUUUUUCGGUCGACACACACGAAGUCAUAACAAAUUAAUAUGGUCACAACGAUUCGGUUUUACUCCUCCGCGGUAUCUAUAUUUCUGGUAACACAUUGAUUGUUCUGCAUUUGGAGCAUUUUUGGGGCGGCUGUAUGAAUCUACGCGUAUACGACUGAUGGGCUGUUUUGAAUUUAAUUAAAUUGAAUUAAUGAUUAGAGCUUAGGAGUUAGGCUAAUGAAAGCAUGCUUCUCAUCUUGACUAUACU